Molecule: messenger RNA, 530 nt
Organism: Phalaenopsis equestris
Lineage: Eukaryota; Viridiplantae; Streptophyta; Magnoliopsida; Asparagales; Orchidaceae
Exons: 3
Coding region: 104-448 (114 amino acids)
Cellular component (GO): chloroplast
Source: RefSeq, a predicted model, not a curated record
GGGCCAAUAAAAAUAGCCCUAUCUUAUCUAUUUCCUCUCUAAGUUUGAGAGACGUGGCUCUCGUAAGGCUUCUCUCCCUCUCUCUUUCUUCCAGUCAACGGAAAUGGUUCAGGCAGCUGUUUCAUUCCCCUGCAAUCUGAAAUUUGUUCUCCAACCCAAAACAUCCUACCUGCCCUCUUCAUCGUUUGUCAUUCCAACCAGAAACAGAAGAUCAAAAUCCAGAGUUCCUGCAAAUUUAGGUGGAGAUGGAGAAAUAAAACGUCCGGAGAAGAAGUUUAUUACUAGAGAAGAAGAACCAGAGCAAUAUUGGCAGACAGCGGGCGAGAAGGAAGGAGAGAAUCCAAUGAAGACUCCAUUGCCUUAUAUCAUUAUCCUUGGCAUGUCUACUCCGUUUGUAAUAUUAGCCAUAGCCUUUGUUAAUGGCUGGAUUAAAGUGCCUGCUAAGUGAAUUAAACCAAAUUGCACCUUGUAUGAAGAAUGAUACAAUGGUUUUGUACACAUUAUUUUAGUUUGUGUGUGUGUGUGUUUUU